Messenger RNA from Toxorhynchites rutilus septentrionalis, 4952 nucleotides. RefSeq lists its product as uncharacterized. Gene Ontology annotation, molecular function: protein binding. The coding region runs from base 393 to 3842 and encodes 1149 amino acids. Lineage: Eukaryota; Metazoa; Arthropoda; Insecta; Diptera; Culicidae. The transcript has 6 exons. The record is from RefSeq and is a predicted model, not a curated record.
UCGAGAUUACUCCGUGUGGGUGCGUUUUCAUUUUCUAACGAGUGUUUAUUCCAAACAUAGUGACGAAAUCGUGGAAAAAAACGAAAAAUUUUGCAUAAAAUCGUAAAAACAAUCAAAAAAUAGUACAUCGGGUCGUGCUGUGCAGACGGAGUGAGAGUGCUGAUUGAAAAAAUUUAACGAAUAAUAGGAAAAUUAGUUUUCUUCAGUAUGCCACGGAAAAAUGAUUAGCAGAGUAUAGAAUUUUCGAUCUUCUUAUUAUCAAACAGCGGCUGUCAUUGUCGAAAUGCAGAAGCGCACGUCGCAUUUCUUUGUGAGAAGAUUUUUAUUUGCGGGUUGAAAUUCGGUAACUCAUUCUAUUUGCAUCGCUUGGUCAACGUGAAAUAUAGUCAAACAUGUACUCUCAAUUGAGAGAAAACUUCUGGAACAGGAUAUAUGUAAAAAGCAGGGAAUUGAACACGAACAGCAACUGUGAAAACAUACCCACGGGUAGUGGAACUCUACCUGUUUGGGAUCUCAGCCGGAUUGAGCUGCAGGAUCAAAGGCGAACUCAAAUAACGGAUAUUCCGACAAUUGAUUUGGAGGAAGAAGACGGUGGGAAUGUAUGUUUUCCUACUUCGACUACCCAUACACCGAGAGCUCAUAUGAUACCGACAAAUGCUCAGAGGCCCACAGAAGCCACUGAAAAUUACCCGGGUCACAGGAUAACACAUGAGCAUCGUGGGUUAUUUAUCCCUAGAACUGCUCAUGAAAUAACAACAGCGCCUGCUGGCAUUAUUUUCAAUCGGGUGUAUAACAAAAAGCCAAUUUCGCCGAAGGAAAAUUAUUUCAGUGUGCUGGACACACCGCCUACUCCGGGAGUACUAUCGGCAGCUGCAAUUUUUGGCGAAAAGUCUGUCAAUACAGAUCCUAAACCUGUGAGAACCACUAAUCAGAACGAAACACAGCUUAUUCGUCGUUCCUUCGAUAAGACGACUCCCUCAGUGCCUGAUCGUGUCAGACGCCAGGAGAAGCGAAACGGACCAUACAAGCUCCUCGGUGUAAUAGAUCUAGAGCCGGACGACGACAGCUCCGAUGCAGCGGACAAUUUAGACAAACCUUCAACAGCUAAGGGCUCCCCCAGCGUAAGUAUGUCUCCGAAACCUGAUGUUCUGACAUCGACAAACUCGGCCCUCGUGGGAAGUUCCUCGACUCCGCUUUCAUCUAAAUUGUGUGGCGGUAAGGAAAUGACUGAGAAAAACAAAAUAUUAACUAUAGAAAUCGACGAGGAUGAUGAGGUUAUGAACGAGGAUGAAUCCAAAAUGGAACUAUCUGACGAAGAUGAGGCGGAUGGGUGCUCUGAUGUGAGUAAGGAACCCGUCGCGGGAACAUCGAACAAAAUUCCCGCUGACGAAUCGCAGGUGGAACAGUGUUCGUUGAGUGAUUCGGAAACCAGUUCAACUGCACAGAUGAAUCCUUCUUCCUUAGCAAAUUCGUUUUGGGAUGUUUCGAGUUCUGGAUGUGUUAAAAAGUCUAGUGAUAACAUAAGUUCCGCAAAUCCCACAAAGAAACAUAACGAUUUCGAUUUGUUGUUGGAUAAAAUUAACCAGCAGGUACCAGCAAUGUCUCAGCAGGAUCGUGUGGAAUACUGGCGUGUAACCAGGGAAGAUCUACUAUACUCAAUCCCAAGUAAUGCGGAGAUCGAAAGCAAUGCAUCAGUUAAACGUCCUCUGGAUGAUCCCAUCCAUAUAUCAAGCACUGAGAGCAGUGACUCCGAAACGAGUGACAGUCCCAGUUUGCUACUGUUGAAGCAACAGAGGGCCACCCGCAAGAAGCGUCGUACGGGGGCAGAGAACGGUGACAGAUCUCCAUCUUCGUUGCAUCUGAGCAGCGAGGAUUUGGAUUUUCGGAAGAGCCAAGUUAAUCCCGAAAUUGAUAAACCUGGAAGUAUGAUACAAGUUCGUAAAAAUUAUCACAAAUUUCCAUCUAGACUUAGUCGGUCGCAAGAUGAUCCCAGUUCAACCUCGAAAUGUAUCGACGAUCCGUACAGUAACUUCCUCAAUGAUGACUCGAAGGAGAAGGAGGUGUUUGAAAAGUAUUUACGUCGAAAUCCGGCGUAUCGUCCCAAUUUGUUGAAACACAGAGGUGAGCCUACGAUUAACGAAAACAAAGUAGCCGUUGUUGUUCUGUCAGCAAUCAAGGAUCCCCCUUCAAUCGCAUCGAAUGUCAACAAUAUUUCUGUGCGUCGACAAUCGGAGCGAUCCGAAUCGACCGAACGCGUCCCAAAAUAUGGCAAAAACCGGAAGAAAUCGGCUGGCAAAACUGUUCGCUAUAGGGUCCGCAAAAAACAGCUGAAGAAAAAAUCCAUAAUGAUCGUUCCGUCGAACCUUCGCAGCUACCGACGCUUGGUCAUGAAAAGUUCUCUGCGAAAUGGCAAAGAACGGAAGAAGGCAUCGUUCGUAAAUCUCCUCAGCAGUGCUGAGCAGAAACGACGGAAGCGAAACGCUAACCAGACGGUUAGACCUAAAUUAGCUCCACAAAAACAGGAGGAGCCUCUGGUAGAUAGCAAGCCAACCCGUGAGAAUGAGCCCGUCCAAUCCAGCCGAAUGUCUGUGGAUAGUGCCGUCAGCAGCUCAACCUCGGCGGAUCACAAGCGAUGCGAUGGUUUCGUUGAGGACGAGUUGGUGCCUCAACCAGUUGCUAGUGACCUUUUAACGAUGAGGAAUCCUUUGUCUCGUUCCAACGGGGAGGUUCUGAUGGCGUUUUAUGUCUCCGGCAAGCUCAUCGUUGUUCAGCAAGAGAUGGUUAGCUUCUGGGAGUGCUCGAGGCUAACUGCAAUGCUUGGGUUGAAACAGGAUUUGCAGCUGGUCGGACAGACGAAACGUGCUCAGAGAGAUUCACAAGUUGAUCCAACGAACACAAAUCGGUUGGGUCUAAACGAAGACGAACCAUUCUAUCUGGAACCACGGGCGCGCAAUCUGGACGAGGAUGAAGCCCGGGCUUGUCCGUUGGCGUCCAUCUACAUCAACUGCUACUUUGCUGGUACAAGUGACGUUGAUGAAGAGGACGGCCAAUGCGUUCAAAUGAAGUCGCUUCAACUGGAUACUGUUAGAAGCAAAUUGUCCGACAUACUGUUUGUUCCUUUGCCUCGAUCGAGAUAUUUCAUGAUGUGUUGGUACGAGCAGCUGUCAGAAGUGGAGCAUCGUACCGGAUUGUGCAAGUACAGUUUAACUCCCGAUUUGGAAACGUUGGCCAGUAUUAGAGAGUUUCCAACCAUGAUUUCCAAAUUGACGAGCCUGAAAUGCCUGGACAAUGAUCGACUUAUCGGCUUGGGCUCGACAACGAUUGCCAUAUGGAACCACGAUAACGGCUGCUUGUUGUUCACAGUUGAUCUGAAAAUGGAGCUCCAUAUUUCGUUGACCAGCUUUAUUCGCACAGAGAAUAUUGAAAGCGCUUUGUUUCUCGUCCAAAUGUGUCCCUCCCCCGGUGGGAACUCAAAACGCAAGCUUAUAAAGGUCUUAGGAAUAAACAUGAGCAAACGCUCAUGGCAUUUGAUUCACAGCUACGAGGUUUUGCUGGAAUCUAGCAGCAUCCUGUGUGAAUCAUCUGCACUGAACUCGACUAGUCUUCACUGUACUUCGUUCCAAAGCGGCGAACUGCUGGCAAUCUGUUUGGAUGAUCUCACUACGUACUUUACGAACCACAAGCAGCUGCAGAGCUCCGAUGGGAAACGGAUCACUCGUGAUAAUGUGGCUACGAGGGAGAAAAUCUUUCUCAACUCAGCCGAAAACCGUCAACUCGUGCUGAUUAGUGAUAAGCUCGUUAAGCUUAAAUCGAUUGAGGAAUAUCUACUGUUGCAUAGAUAGGAGGUCCUUGAAUUGGAGACGUAACUUGAAACUUGCGCUUUGAUGGGUGUUCUAUAGAGAAAUAAUGAUACUAAUGAAGCGUUCUCAUCGAGGAGCUUGAUCCCAAUAGAGCUAUCCUUUUCCGUUGAAUUGUGAAUUGUUAGACUAAAGCCGUUACUUGUGCGGCAGAACAGAAUUCGUUUAUUUUGUAGUAUUUAGACACUAGUGAGUGUUUUAGUUUAGCAUAGUAUAUAUUUUUCUUCUCAGGGGGAUGUACUAAAAUCGUUUAUUUUACUCUCUUUCGUUCCUUCGUCAUCCCCCAAAACGUAUAAUUCAUUAGUUUUACUAAGCAAUAGAGAGAGGAAAUAUGCACUCUGAUGUGUUCAAUCGUUGGACUGCUAAUAAGUAAAUAGGUAAUAGCUUUUUAUUAUGCGAAUCUAUUAGAGAUUACGCUGCGGUGUUGUAAUCACGAAGUUUGAUUUUGUUAUCGAGAGCGUUUGAGAUGCGCGGAUUAACAUUUAUUAUUUCCAUGAUUGUAAAUUGUAAAUUUCAGAAUACGGUGAAGACUUUGCUGUUUGGAGUUAUGAAUUACAGGCUAUUGAAAAAUUAUACAGUUGUGUGUAUUGGGAGCAAAUAUAAGACACGUCGAUAGCAAUUUAUUUUUGGAAUCCAAAAUAGUUGUUUUAUUUGUUUUUUUUUUAUCCAAAAUAUACAUUUUUUUAUUAAGGCUCAUAUGGCGUCAGCCUAACGGAGCCGGGAGUUCAAUAUUUUGACAAUGUUUGCUUACAACUAUGUUAGUAAUAUGUAACCGAUUACUCGCGGUUGGCUCGAGGUUAGUAUUACAAGUGUUCUCAUAAUUGGGAUUGGGUGUUAUACCAUCAUGUUUAUGAAAUUUUAUGAAUUCGCUUAUAAUUUCCAACAACUUUUCCAAAUACAUCGUUAUGGUAAAGACAUAUGUUCAGGAGUUACGUUACGAAACAUUCGAAGACAUGUGGGUUAAUACAAAAAGUAGCGAAACUAAAAAAUCUUUUUUAUCUUAAUACAAACUUCAAUCAAUCAAAAAAAUUGUUGGAAAUUAUAAGAAAAUUCAUAAAAUUUCAUGAACAUGAUGGUAUAACACGACAAACAUAU